AUGUCUUGGACGGAUUUAUCGGUGAAAUUGAAGCGAGAAGUGGCCGGAAGGCUCGAUUUUAUGAGCAGACGCUCCAUGAGUCAAACAACCCGUUUGAAUCGCGAAAUUGUGGAUUCCACGCGAAUUUCGGUGCCACGUGUCAAGAUUGUGGUCGACGAUUCGGAUUACUUCAUCACGAUGUACACUGGAAUCGAGAAGUUUCUGAAAAUUGAAAUUAAGAAAGGAUACGAUCAGAAGACGGUGGUCUCGAGAUCAGAAAAUAACAGUGAGACUGUCCAAUCGAAACCAACCGAGAAGAGUACGAUGGAUGUGUUUGUGGAGAUUCUCGCGAGCUUUUUCAAGACGGAGGCGGUGGAUAUCGGUGUUUUGGAGUGGGAUUUCAAACAACACGCCGUCCUUGGUUCUGAGAACGAUAUGAAAAUGAAAAAGCGUCAAGGAAUCUUCGUCAACGUCCUCUCGUCGAAAAUCGAGAAAUCAACUGGCGGAUCCACAGUUUUCCACACCGAGAAACUGGUGAUUUCCGACAAAUGUGCAUCUGAUUUCACGAAAGGUCUUCUGAAUCUCUGCGACAAAGAAUAUCUGGAUUCUAUGAAGGUUCUCACGCUGACAUCGAUCGAGAAAGCCUCGAAAACCGGAGCGUGGUGCGAUGUGUACACGGAAAACGCGGAAUCCUUUUACAGUCAAGGUGUUUUCUAUGAGGAAGUCCCAUGCGUCGACAAGUUCCUUAUGACUACAAGCCACCGUACCACCAACUGGUCGACACUUCGAUUUGCGAGACUCAAUGAGAAAGCAAUGAAAAUUUGGAGUCGUGCCGGUUCAGUGCUUUCGAGAACGCCCGACAAGAAAGAGUUCAAAAUUGUGCGUGAGAAGGCGGAAAAGAAGAUUUUGUUGCAUAAGAAGACGGAAUGCGGGUACUCUAUCACUGUGUACACCGACGAGAAGUUCGAUAAGUUGGGUGGGAUGAAGUGGUUUGAGACGGAGUUUAUGCAACGUCCCAAUGAGAGAGACCAAUUGAUUGCUCAGUAUGAACAGUUGUACUUGGAAGUCAGUCAACUAGCUGAGAAUUUCACCAAAAAGAUGAUAGAGGAGAUCAAAAAGUUGAGGGACUCACCACAAACGAAGGAGAUCAAAACUGGACUCAUGAAGUGUAAGGAGCUGGCGAACGGGGCAAAUGCACUGGUCGAAACUGUGAAGUCGAUGCUGCUGAAAUUGAAAAAGUCCGAAGAAUUCGGAGUGGACGUGAUUCGAGUGAGAAUUGGGCAGAUUCUGGAGGCGAAAUCUCGAUUGGAGGCGAGCAUGAAGCUGUUUGGAAGCACUGGAUCCAACAAUAAACUUCCUCUUCAACAUAUCGAAAGAGAAAUUCUGAUUGCCCAAUGUGAGCAACUGUUCCCGGAAGUUAGUCAUCUAUCGGUAGUUGUAUUGGCCAAGAUGUCAGAAGUCUCGAAAAAACUAGAAGGUGUUCCACUAACUGCUACUAUGAAGACAGCAAUGAAACCAUGGAAAGAGUGGACUAGGGCGUUUCGUGACCUACCGAGACUCACCAGUUUUUUGUUGAAUCAAUUCAAAAAUAGCUCAAAUCAAGUCGGUUUGAAAGUAAUCCGGGAGAAGAUUGAUUCUAUUCAAAAUCUGAAAAUCCGUUUGGAGAAAGCCAAGGAGAGUGCUGAGGCAAUGGGAGGUGUUUCUGAAGACGUCGUCAAGACUCCAGACGCCGGAAAGGCCAAACUAGUUGCUCAAUGCUCUCAAUUAUUCCCAGAAGUUGCGACAUUGCUCAUCAAACUCACCGGAAUCGUGACACAAAAUCUCAAAAGACUCAAAGACGCCCGACAAACAAAAGCCGUGAAAACUGAGAUCAAGGAUUGCAGGGAGUUGUUGAAAUCGAUUGAUGGCUGCUCGCCAGCAAAUUUGCUGAAAGCACUGAAAAAAAUAAGAAACGAUGAAGUUGAAGUUGAGACGAUUCGGGAGAUGAUAGUUCAGGUUCAGAGUAUCAGAAGAAAGAUGGAGGCGGAAGUGAAACGUUUCGAAGGAAUGGGUAUCUAUGCGGAUGUUGGAGAAGAGGAAGCUACUGCUCGCAAGAUUCAGGUUCUGAAUCCAGUUGUCACUUCUGAAAACCAUGAAAAUCUAGAAGAUAAGAACAAAUCAGAAGAUGGUGCAUCAGGUGGAAAGACAGCUGCAGCAGCUCCAGAUGGCAAGACGACUACAGAAGACGCCUUCGGUGCAUCAGAACCUGACGUCGUCAAGAAAAUUGAUGUAGCUCACCAAAUUCUAAAUUCACCUGUCGUUUCUGAAGACCCGGAUAACGUCAUCAAGACUCCAGAUGAGAAGAACGAUUCUAAAGCCAUAAAUCUUGUCACCGAAAAAGCCGAACUAGUUGCUCAAUGCAAGCAAUUAUUUCCAGAAGUUGCCACAUCGCUCAUCAAACUCACCGAUAUCUUGACACAAUAUCUCAAAAGACUGAAAGGCGGCCCACGAACAAAAGCCGUUAAAACUGAGAUCAAAUAUUGCAAGGAGGUGUUGAAAUCGAUUGAUGACUGCUCGCCCGCAGAUCUGCUGGAAGCACUGAAAAAAAUAAGAGACGAUGAAGUUGAAGUUGAGCAGAUUCGGGAGAUGAUGGUUCCGGUUCAGAGUAUCAGAGGAAAGUUGGAGGUGGAGAUGAAACGUUUGGAAGGUCUCGGUAUCUGUGCGGUUGUUGGAGAAGAGAAUCUUAACGACGAAAAGUCCGUCUUGAUCGCUCAAUGUGAACAACUCUUCUCGGAAGUGAGCCAAAUGGCGUCUAAACUUUUGAGAAUAACAACAAAAUGGAUCAAACGAUUAGAAGACAAACCACAGAAAACUGAUGAGUAUAAAAAUGCGGUGGAGUCAUGUCAGAAUAUUGCAAACUACUGCAAAAAGAUACCCGGGUGCAUGAAAGAUUUCGCAUAUCUCCUCAAGAUAUCGGACGUUGGAGCGGAAGAGGUUCGGGUGGAAAUCACAAAGACUGAAAAUAUAAAACGUAAGCUGGAGGAAAGAUUACAACAGUGUCAGGACUACGGUUAUGAUUCGGAGGAUUCAGAAGACGUCAAUAAAGACUCCAAGAAGCUUAACGAGGAAAAAUCCGCGUUGAUCGCUCAAUGUGAACAACUCUUCCCGGAAGUGAGCCGAAUGGCGUCUAAACUUAUGAGGGAAAUGACAAAUAUGAUCAAACAAAUCAAAGGUCUUCCACGGAAAACUGAAGCGUUGAAAAAUGUGCUGGAGGCGUGUCAGACGAUUUCAAACAACUGCAAACCAGUACCCGAGUGCAUGACGGAAGAGUUGACGUAUCUCCUCAAAAAUUCGGAUGAAAUUGGAGUGAAAGUGAUUCGAGAAAAGUUGGGAACGGCUGAAAAUAUGAAACAUGUGCUGGAGGACAAACUAAAAAAAUAUGAGGAUGAUUCAGAGGAUCCGGAAGACGUCAAUAAAGACUCCAAGAAGCUUAACGAGGAAAAAUCCGCCUUGAUCGCUCAAUGUAAGCAACUCUUCCCGGAAACCGGCCAAGUGGCGUCUAGACUUAUGAGGAAAAUGACGAAACUAAUAAAACGGAUAGAAGAUCUACCUCAGAAAACUGAUGCGUGUAAAAAAAUGCUGGAGACGUGCCAGAUAAUUUCAAACUACUGCGAGCCGAUACCGGAAAAAAUGAAAAAUGGGUUGACAUAUCUCCUCGAGAAUUCGGAUAACAUUGAAGUGGAUGAGAUCCGGGACACUAUGGGAGAGUUGCAAGAUAUUAAACAUGUGCUGGAGAUCAAACUGAAACAGUGUGAGAAAGAUUCGGAGGAUUCUGAAGACGUCACGAAGGCUCCAGACAACAAGAAAAAAACUACGGUGAUUCUAAACUAUGAAAAAUAUCUCUUGAUCUCUGAAUGUGAACAACUCUUCCCGGAAGUCAUCCAAAUGGCGUCUACACUUGUUAGCAAACUGUCAAAAUUGAUCAAACUGUCAGAAGGUCUUGAACUGAAAACUGAAAAACAAAAAAAUGCUGUGGAGACCUGUCUGGAAGUGUUGAAAAUGUGCGAACCGGUAUCCGAGUCCACGAUGAAUUUGUUGACGUACCUCCUCGAGAAUUCAAAUAAAAUUGGAGUGGAGUACAUUCGAGAAGCAUUGGAAAACGCUCAGGAGAAAAAAAUUCAACUCGAGGAGUGGCUGAGCACUUUUGAAAAUCACAAACUGUCGAAUUGUUUUAAUACUGGAGAUGUGGUGGAUACUGUGAGUCUCCAAAAAGAAAGAAAGGAGCUCUCAGCUGAAUUUGUGCAAUUGGCGGAAGAUGUCAUCCAAAUCGCUAUGAAUUUCUCAACAAAACUAUCAGAAACUGCGGAGAUAUGUAGAACACGAGUUGCAAAGCCUGCGGAGUUCAAAGAAUUCCGUGAAUCAUGUGAGAAAGUGGCGGAGCAAUACAAAAAUCACUCAAAAAAGUUUGCCGAUGCUCUCAACGAGUGCAAGAAAAAUGAUUUGGUCAAGAAGGAUGUUGGGGAGAUUCGGCAGCAAAUUCUGAAGUUGCAAGCGUACAAGGCGGAGUUGGAGAAUGACGUGGAGACGAUUGCUGUGAAACUUUGGAAGAAAGAUUGUAAGAAUGCUCCAGAUGUGAAAACGAUGGCUAUUACGGAUGGUGUUUUUGAAGACGUCAUCAAGACUCCAGAUGACAAGAAAGAUUAUGAAGCCAUGAAUCCCGCCGCCGGAAGAGCCGAACUAGUUGCUCAUUGCGAGAAAUUAAUCCCAGAAGUUGCACAAUCGGUCAUCAAAUUCCUCGGAUUCUUGACAAAAUAUAUCGAAAGACUCGAAGACGCCCCACAAACAGAUGACGUGAAAGCUGAUCUCAAGGAUUGCAAGUAUGUGUUGAAACCGAUUGAGGGUUUACCCGCAAAACUGCGGAAUGUCUUGAGAAGAAUAAAGGGAGACGAUACAUUUGACGUUGAGGAGAUUCGGGAGACGAUGGUUAAGGUUCAUGGUAUCAGACGUGAGAUGGCAACGGGGAUGAAACGUUUCGAAGGAAUGGAUAUGGAUGUUGGAGAGCAGGAGAAUGGAAAAGAAACUACGGAUGGUGUUUAUGAAGACGUCAUCAAGACUCCAAAUGACAAGAAAGAUUCUGAAGCCAAGAAUCCCGACUGUGAAGAAGCUUCCGAAAAACCCGACGUUUUCCAGACAAUUGGAAAGAAGAUGUUUGGAUCGAUCCCUGAAGCAAAUGCUCUGGUAGACCCACGCUCUCGAAAAGCGCGCUCCAUCAACCCGGAUGACUAUGACUACGUGGGAUCCAUGUAUCCAGAUGACUUCACACACUACCUUGAGCACCGAAGAAAGUUGGAGAACAGGGAUUUCGAUUUCGACUGCAGCUGGGCUCGUCUACAGUUUCUCGCUGUCUUCUUCUUUGUCCUUUUUUCGAUUCUUUUUGUGGUUUUAUGGAUUGAGACAUUCGUUUAUUAA
This is a messenger RNA of Caenorhabditis remanei, 5427 nucleotides long. RefSeq lists its product as uncharacterized. The transcript has 20 exons. The record is from RefSeq and is a predicted model, not a curated record. Bases 1 to 5427 code for a protein of 1808 amino acids. Lineage: Eukaryota; Metazoa; Nematoda; Chromadorea; Rhabditida; Rhabditidae.